Molecule: messenger RNA, 2388 nt
Organism: Nycticebus coucang (slow loris)
Lineage: Eukaryota; Metazoa; Chordata; Mammalia; Primates; Lorisidae
Gene: AAAS
Product: aladin WD repeat nucleoporin
Exons: 16
Coding region: 722-2371 (549 amino acids)
Biological process (GO): nucleocytoplasmic transport
Cellular component (GO): nuclear pore
Molecular function (GO): protein binding
Source: RefSeq, a predicted model, not a curated record
CUCACCUUUCUAAUGGUGAUGUAACAGUACCCACCUCAUAAGGUUGUUUAAAAGAUUACCUAAGAGCUUAUCGUAAAAAGUGCUCAGGAAAUGUUAAUGAUUUCCAACUGUUCCCACCUCCCUUUCCAGGAUGCUUACCGCUGUGGACUUCCAGCGUGCACGACCUGUCCUUCUGAGGUCUCUCCUCUGCCUUUUUCUGCUCCCAGAGGUUUUUCCUCAGCUUCCCCGCCAUCUGCCUGUGACACAGACUGUAUUUUCCUCUGGACUAUCCACAGGCCUGGUUUAAUUAGGUAUUUCCCUGAAUGUGGCUUAUUUUGGAUUCUCCAAGAGCUGAGAGAGUGAGUGGGAGAUGUUGGGGAAUUCGGAGUUGAUAAAAACCGUAGUCUCGCAGAAGAAAACAAAACAAAAUACAGACCACCACACUCAACCCUCUCCGGACAGCCCUUAACCCGGGGUUGGUCCGGCGGACGUGUCCGCGCCUCUCCCCCUCCGGCCGCCAGGCGGCGCGCGAGGAAGCUGCGGAAGUCUGUCCUGGGGCUGUGUACACAUCCUACUUCCCUGUUAUUCUUCGCUUCACUUCCGUUUAGAUUCACGUCGGCGUCUGUCACGUGGGGCUUUCCGUUCGCACACGAAUCUUUCCCGGGAACUAAGAGUCGCAGUGGGGUCUGUGCUGUCACCCGCCAGGAGCUUGCCGACUCUAGACGUCCUCGGGACAAUCAAGAUGUGCUCCUUGGGGUUGUUCCCUCCGCCACCGCCAAGGGGUCAAGUCACUCUGUAUGAGCACAAUAACGAGCUGGUGACGGGCAAUAGCUACGAGAGCCCACCUCCCGACUUCCGGGGCCAGUGGAUCAAUCUCCCCGUCCUACACCUGACCAAGGAUCCCUUAAAGACCUCUGGGAGGCUGGACCAUGGCACAAGAACUGCCUUCAUCCAUCAUCGGGAGCAAGUGUGGAAGAGAUGCAUCAACAUUUGGCGAGAUAUGGGCCUUUUUGAGGUGCUGAAUGAAAUUGCAAAUUCAGAGGAAGAAGUGUUUGAGUGGGUGAAGACGGCAUCCAGCUGGGCCCUGGCACUUUGUCGAUGGGCCUCUUCCCUCCACGGUUCCCUGUUUCCCCAUCUGUCUCUCCAGAGUGAAGAUCUGAUUGCUGAAUUUGCCCAAGUUACAAAUUGGUCUAGCUGCUGCUUGCGGGUCUUUGCGUGGCACCCGCACACCAACAAGUUUGCAGUAGCCCUGCUAGAUGACUCAAUCCGUGUGUACAAUGCCAACAGCACAAUAGUACCCUGCCUAAAGCAUCGUCUGCAGCGAAAUGUGGCGGCUCUGGCCUGGAAGCCCCUCAGUGCCUCUGUCUUGGCUGUGGCCUGCCAGAGCUGCAUUCUCAUCUGGACCCUGGACCCUACCUCCUUGUCUACUCGACCCUCUUCUGGCUGUGCCCAAGUGCUGUCUCAUCCUGGGCACACACCCGUCACCAGCUUGGCCUGGGCCCCUAGUGGGGGGCGGCUGCUGUCAGCUUCGCCUGUGGAUGCUGCUAUCCUGGUGUGGGAUGUCUCAACAGAGACCUGCGUUCCCCUUCCCUGGUUUCGAGGAGGUGGGGUUACUAACCUGCUCUGGUCCCCAGAUGGCAGCAAAGUCCUAGCUACCACACCUUCAGCUGUCUUCCGAGUCUGGGAGGCCCAGAUGUGGACUUGUGAGAGAUGGCCUACCCUAUCAGGGCGGUGUCAGACUGGCUGCUGGAGCCCAGAUGGAAACCGACUUCUGUUCACUGUUUUGGGAGAGCCACUGAUUUAUUCCUUGUCAUUCCCAGAACGUUGUGGUGAGGGAAAGGGUUAUGUUGGAGGUGCAAAGUCAGCAACAAUUGUGGCAGAUCUGUCUGAGACAACCAUACAGACACCAGGUGGUGAGGAGAGGCUUGGGGGAGAGGCCCACUCCAUGGUCUGGGACCCCAGUGGGGAACGUCUAGCUGUGCUCAUGAAAGGAAAUCCAAGGGUACAGGGUGGCAAACCAGUCAUUCUCCUUUUUCGAACUCGAAACAGCCCUGUGUUUGAGCUUCUUCCCUGUGGCAUUAUCCAGGGGGAGCCAGGAGCCCAGGCCCAGCUCAUCACUUUCCAUCCUUCCUUUAACAAAGGGGCCCUGCUCAGUGUGUGCUGGUCCACAGGCCGAAUUGCCCAUAUCCCUCUGUACUUUGUCAAUGCCCAGUUUCCACGUUUUAGCACAGUGGUUGGCUGGGCUCAAGAGCCCGCAUCUGGGGGUGGAAGCUCUAUUCAUGACCUGCCCCUCUUUACUGAGACGUCCCUGAUCUCUGCCCCUUGGGACCCCCUCCCAGGGCCCCCACCAGCCCAGCCUCAUUCACCUCACUCUCAUCUCCCAUUACAAUAAAUGUUUUGUUCUCCACU